AUGGCGCCGGAGAAAGAAAAGUCGAAAGUGCACAAGCUGUCGUUGAAAGGCUCUGCGAAGCUGGUCUCUGAAUUUUUUGAAUACUCUAUUCACUCUAUCCUGGUAAAGAAAUAUGGCCUCAACAUGCUCGUCUCCGCCGACGACCAGGUCAAGGCAUAUAUCAAGAAGAUAAUGUCGCAGCUGAACAAGUGGAUGCUGGGAGGGAAGAUAUCCAAGCUUGUCAUCGUUAUCACGGAUAAGGACACCGGAGAACACGUCGAGAGAUGGCAGUUCGAUGUCGAAAUAUUUAAAAUCUCCAAGAGCAAGUCUACUCGAAAGACCCCCGACGAGAAUGCAAAUCCUGGGUCUCAACCCAGCAGCUCUUCUGCACCGCCCGAGAAAUCUGAAAAGGAGAUACAAGACGAGAUACAGGCCAUAUUCCGCCAGAUUACAGCCUCGGUCACCUUCUUGCCAAUGCUAGAUGGGAAUUGCACGUUCAAUGUCCUGGUUUACGCCGAUGCCGAUUCAGAAGUGCCAUUAGAAUGGGGGGACAGCGAUGCCAAAGAAAUUGAAAACGGGGAGAAAGUCCAAUUGCGUAGUUUCAGCACAAGCAGUCACCGUGUCGACACAAUGGUCAGCUAUAGGCUGGCAGAAUAG
Molecule: messenger RNA, 636 nt
Organism: Microsporum canis CBS 113480
Lineage: Eukaryota; Fungi; Ascomycota; Eurotiomycetes; Onygenales; Arthrodermataceae
Product: HORMA domain-containing protein
Exons: 8
Coding region: 1-636 (211 amino acids)
Biological process (GO): mitotic spindle assembly checkpoint signaling
Cellular component (GO): cytoplasm; kinetochore; nucleoplasm
Source: RefSeq, a predicted model, not a curated record